Molecule: messenger RNA, 1675 nt
Organism: Myotis lucifugus (little brown bat)
Lineage: Eukaryota; Metazoa; Chordata; Mammalia; Chiroptera; Vespertilionidae
Gene: OLFM3
Product: olfactomedin 3
Exons: 6
Coding region: 36-1412 (458 amino acids)
Biological process (GO): signal transduction
Source: RefSeq, a predicted model, not a curated record
AGAGAGUGAAGAGGCGGCACCCAACCCGGGGCAGGAUGCAGGCGACGGCGCACCUGCUCAAUCUGCUGCUGCUGUCGCUGCUGGCUGGAUUCGGUCCUUCCCAGACGCAGGUCAGCCCCAAGGAGGGGUGGCAGGUGUACAGCUCCGCACAGGACCCCGACGGGCGAUGCAUCUGCACGGUGGUGGCUCCGGAGCAGAACCUGUGCUCCCGGGAUGCCAAGAGCAGGCAGCUGCGCCAGCUGCUGGAAAAGGUUCAGAACAUGUCCCAGUCCAUCGAAGUCUUAAACCUGAGGACUCAGAGAGAUUUCCAGUAUGUUCUCAAAAUGGAAACCCAGAUGAAGGGGCUGAAGGCCAAGUUCCGGCAGAUUGAAGAUGACCGGAAGACGCUCAUGACCAAGCACUUCCAGGAGCUGAAGGAGAAGAUGGACGAGCUCCUGCCGCUGAUCCCCGUGCUGGAGCAGUACAAGACGGACGCGCGGCUCAUCACCCAGUUCAAGGAGGAGAUCCGGAACCUGUCGGCCGUGCUCACUGGGAUCCAGGAGGAGCUGGGCGCCUACGACUACGAGGAGCUGCACCUCAGGGUGCUCAGCCUGGAGACCCGGCUCCGCGACUGCAUGAAGAAGCUCACGUGUGGCAAGUUGAUGAAAAUCACAGGCCCAAUUACAGUCAAGACGUCUGGAACCCGAUUCGGUGCCUGGAUGACUGAUCCUCUAGCAUCUGAGAAAAACAACAGAGUCUGGUACAUGGACAGUUACACCAACAACAAAAUAGUCCGGGAGUACAAAUCCAUGGCCGACUUUGUCAGCGGGGCUGAAUCAAGGACCUACAACCUCCCUUUCAAGUGGGCGGGCACCAACCACGUGGUCUACAAUGGCUCGCUCUACUUCAACAAGUACCAGAGCAACAUCGUCAUCAAGUACAGCUUCGACCUGGGCAGGGUGCUGGCCCAGCGCAGCCUGGAGAACGCUGGCUUCCAGAACGUCUACCCCUACACCUGGGGCGGCUUCUCCGACAUCGACCUGAUGGCCGACGAAAUCGGGCUGUGGGCCGUGUACGCCACCAACCAGAACGCGGGCAACAUCGUCAUCAGCCAGCUGAACCCCGACACCCUGGAGGUGGCCAAGAGCUGGAACACGGGCUACCCCAAGCGGAGCGCCGGGGAGUCCUUCAUGAUCUGCGGGACCCUGUAUGUCACCAACUCCCACCUGACCGGGGCCAAGGUGUACUAUUCCUACUCCACCAAGACCUCCAGCUACGAGUACACGGACAUCCCCUUCCACAACCAGUACUUCCACAUCUCCAUGCUGGACUACAACGCCAGGGACCGGGCGCUCUAUGCCUGGAACAACGGCCACCAGGUCCUGUUCAAUGUCACCCUCUUCCACAUCAUCAAGACCGAGGACGACACAUAAGCGAGUGUAACCUGUUUCCACCGAGCUACACCGUGUCAUUUGUGCUCCAUUCCCUAGGACUCCUUUGGUGUUGCUUUUCUUCCUUAGAGCGUCCCCACCCUUUCCUCAAAGCAUUUCUAUCAUCACGUGGGUGUUCCGGAAAAAUUCAGCGGGGCCCGCCUCAAUGAACCCGUUGGACACACAUCGGAACUCCUGCAUUCACAAGGCCUAUCAUGUCCUUGUCAUGAAAAGCACUACAGAGAGCUUACGUGGCUAAAGUCAUA